Molecule: messenger RNA, 963 nt
Organism: Ostreobium quekettii
Lineage: Eukaryota; Viridiplantae; Chlorophyta; Ulvophyceae; Bryopsidales; Ostreobiaceae
Source: the annotation of a GenBank genome assembly
AUGACUUACGGCAAAACCAGCUACAGUGACGGCAUGGGGCCGGUCCACAAGCAGAGCUGGAUUUCGUAUUUGGUGGCCCUUGCCACCAUGACGCUGCUGUCGUCUUGGAUGCACGUGCUCGGCGGGCUGCUGCUGCUGGCCUGGCGCCCGCCCUUUGGGGGCAUUCUGGCGCUGCUCUGGUCGACGGUGUUGGUGCCCGCGAGCGAGUGGCGGGCGUUCCGGGAUGGCUGGAUCAUGAGGGCGUGGAGGGAGUACUGCCAUUACUCGUAUCACAUCGAGCAGGAACUGGAACCCGCCAAAUCGUAUGUGGCCGCCUUGUUUCCCCACGGCGUCAUCCCCUUCGGCAUGAUGAUGACUUGGGCUGAGACGCCCUUUCUGGUGCCCGACCACCCCUGCCACGGGAUGGUGGGCUCCAGCCUCUUCCGGAUACCCCUGUACAAGCACUUCAUCACGUGGAUGGGCGGUCAGCCCGCGACAAAGACCAACAUUCUCAGGGUCUUGAGGCAGCCAGGGCAGGUGGCCGUGCUUGCGCCGGGGGGAGUCGCGGAGAUGUUUCUCACUGGAGGGGCGUCAGAAAAGGUGAUGCUCCGCAGCCGGAAGGGCUUCGUCCGUACGGCCCUGAUUGCGGGUGCCGACAUCAUUCCCGUCUACAUCCUGGGAAACAGCUGCAUCCUGACGCUCAGAGGCACCAAAUUCCUGCAGGCGCUGUCCAGGAAGACGGGCAGCGCCCUCGGACUCCUCACGGGCAGGUGGGGGUUGCCAGCACCCAUCCCCGCCCCCCACCCCGUGCGGGCCGUCAGCGCCCCGCCCAUCAAGGUCGAGAAGGCCAUGCCGAUGACUCAUCCGUUGUUCGACCAAGAAGUCGAACGUCUGCACGCCCUCUUCAUGGAGAGCCUCCGGGCGCUGUACUACAGGCACAGGGGGGACUUCGGCUGGGGCGACCGGCCCUUGGAGAUCGUGUAA